Apis dorsata (giant honeybee) is the source of this 1394-nucleotide messenger RNA. Its product is annotated as short coiled-coil protein B. The record is from RefSeq and is a predicted model, not a curated record. Lineage: Eukaryota; Metazoa; Arthropoda; Insecta; Hymenoptera; Apidae. The transcript has 4 exons. The coding region runs from base 298 to 720 and encodes 140 amino acids. Gene Ontology annotation, cellular component: trans-Golgi network.
UAUCACAGACGAUAGUAAAUUUGUAUAUCUUUAGGUGUCAGCAACAAAGCAAAUGGCGAAUAUUCUCAAAGAAAUAUUUAUCAAAUAAACGAAAUCUAAUUUCAAAAAUUUUUCUUAUUAAUUUUUCAUUAUGCCAAUAUUUAUUAUAUAACAAUCAUUCAUAUUUCGUAUUUUUCUUAUAAACAGUUUCGUGUGAAUUUCUCGUAAAAAUCGAUAAAUUUCAAGGGUCAAACGUCGAACUUGCGCGCAGGUUUCUCUUGAAGUGUUAUUUCUCUCGUAAAGGAUCUACGCGUCAAAAUGUCCACGUCGGUGACAGACAAGCUUCUAGAUGAUAUGAACAGCAUACCGUUGGCAGACGAUGAUCCACAAGUGAUAAUACCUGAAGAAGAAGUUCUGGAUAAUAGUUGCCAUAUAUCAGAUGCACUUGGUAGUGGACAUAGCAUGGAUUCUAUACCAUCUACAUUCACAAAUGGAAGUUGUAGUCCUAAUAGUUUAGAUCCUGAUAUAAGCCCAGAUGAACAAGAAGAGAAAGCGAGAUUAAUUGCUCAAGUGCUUGAACUUCAAAAUACAUUAGAUGAUUUAUCUCAAAGAGUAGAUAGUGUAAAGGAAGAAAACUUGAAGUUGAGAAGCGAAAAUCAAGUGCUAAGCCAAUACAUUGAAAAUUUAAUGUCUGCAUCAAGUGUGUUUCAAUCUACAAGUCCCAACACUAAAAAAAAGUGAAUUCAUGUUGUUAUAUUAGAUGUUGAUGAAACAGAAAUCUUAAAAUAAUGUGAUCUUUAAUCUUUGAAUGAAUAGUACGUACAUAUUUUCGAUUUUAAUUGCUUCAUUUAAUGAGAAAAGAAUAAAAUUAUUAUAAAUAUAAGAAAUCUCAAAAUCUCGUUUAAUAUAUCGCGCUUAUUUUGUAUUUAUAUAUUUCAUUAAUCUGUGUACGUACUUUUCAUGCUUAAAUUUAAAAGGAAAAAUUUACACAUAUUUCUUUUGAAACACAUAUUCGAAUUCAUUCAACUUUACAAUUCAAAUAUGUGUAUCAGAAAAAAUCAUUCUUUAAUUUUUAUUUCUUAGUCACUGCAAAUGCUUUUUACUUAUAAAACGCUUAUAAUUGUUAUUUAUUUGCCAAAGAAUUCCAUUUUGUAUUUAUGCAAUUAAUAUCGCGUAUAAACAAAGAAUUUCAGUUAUGAUUUAAUAUAAAGUUUUAUAAAGAAUAAAAUGUACGACUUAUAUGAUAUUAAAAUAUAAAAUAAUGUUGUUAAGAUUCAUAAUUCGAUUUCUUAGUAUUUACGGGUGUAUGAUUCGUUUCCAAAAUCAUUUGUUGAAAUUAAUUAUCACUUUUUGGCAUAUUUAUAAAUAAGAAACAAGGGUAAUAAAUGUUUGUAAUUACGGUAUUUAAUCAAAUA